Conger conger (European conger) is the source of this 3997-nucleotide messenger RNA. RefSeq names its product mast/stem cell growth factor receptor kita-like. The coding region runs from base 81 to 2930 and encodes 949 amino acids. The record is from RefSeq and is a predicted model, not a curated record. The transcript has 21 exons. Gene Ontology annotation, cellular component: signaling receptor complex. Gene Ontology annotation, biological process: Fc receptor signaling pathway; positive regulation of MAP kinase activity; positive regulation of receptor signaling pathway via JAK-STAT. Lineage: Eukaryota; Metazoa; Chordata; Actinopteri; Anguilliformes; Congridae. Gene Ontology annotation, molecular function: ATP binding; cytokine binding; transmembrane receptor protein tyrosine kinase activity.
CGCGCACGCACAUGAUAGCUAGCCUAUAAGAACCACAGAAGAACACACGCAGAUUCAUCGAGAGAAAUGACGCAUUAACGAUGGAAUUUAGUUGGCUUCUGUUUACGGCGCUUUUUCUGCUCACUCUCAAAACAGGUGUGCUGCAGCCUGUCCUCACCCCCGGCGGCCCUCACCUGGUGGUGCAGAGGGGCGGGGCCUUCGCCCUGCUCUGUGAGGACGAGGGACCCGUGGAGUGGCGCAGGCCCAGUCCUGCCAGACGGCGAAGGGUGGAGGGGGCGGAGCCGCAAGAGCGCCGCAUCUCCAUAAGCUCCGCCCAGCAGCAACAGCACAUGGGCCGCUACACCUGCUCCAACCGCCGCGGCCAAAACGCCAGCAUCUACGUCUAUGUGCAAGAUGCUGGCAGUAUGUUCCAGCGUGCGCUGAUCCCAGACAUCAUGGCGAAAUCGGGCCACAGCUGUGUUCUGCCUUGCCUGGGGACGGACCCUGGCCUGAGUCAGCUGUCCCUGCAGCCCUGCAGUGAGCCCGCCCUGCCACCUGGCCUCACCUACAGCGGCAGCCUGGAGCGGGGCGUGACCAUCCACCGCGUGCAGAAAGCCUACGAGGGCUGCUACGUCUGUACCGCCAGGCUGGGAGGGGCGACGGUCAGGUCCAGUCAGUACAGAAUCACCGUCCUGCCAGUGGCAGAACACCUUCCCAUAAUACACCUGUCUGAAGGAGAGCUGGUCAUUCUGACCAAGGGCCAGACGUUUGAUGUAACGUGCAGUUCCAUCAACGUGAACAAUGACUUCCACCUGAACUGGACCUUUCCGCACGGCGUGCAACCGUUGCUAAGCAGGGCCUCGUCCCGCUUGUUGCCGAGCUCGGGAGGCGUCCUGCACAGCUCGUCUCUGAAGCUGAGCGCCGUGCGUCGCUCUGACAGCGGCCAAUACCACUGCCAGGCUCUCAACGAGGUGGGCGGGGCCACAGCCACCAUCACGCUGCAGGUUCAGGAGAGGGGCUUCAUCAACCUGACGGAGGUGGAGAACAGCACGGUGGAGAUCCGGGAGGGAGAAACACUUUCUCUGAGGGUGGAGCUGCUGGCGUAUCCACAGCCCCACAGUCUGUCCUGGGCCUGCAUGGAGCACACCCUCCGCAACACCUCCGACCACACCCUCACCUCCCAACACCUGGGCUACAGGUCUUUCAGUGAGCUCCGGCUGGUGCGGAUCAAAGCCUCAGAAAGUGGUGUUUACUCCUUCACCGCCCGGAGCCCCGAGGCACAGGCCAGUCGAGCCUUCGCCGUCCACGUGCUCAGUAAACCUGAAAUAAUAUCAAAGGAUGGGCCUGUUAAUGGACAGGCACGCUGUGUAGCUGCAGGCUACCCUACACCUGAGAUCACCUGGUACUACUGCAAACCACCUCACACACGGUGUUCUCACCUGCUGAACGCCUCUCAGGAGCGGGCUGUUUCCAUGGUGAUGGUGUCCAGCCCGGCCUUCGGCAGGUGGGCGGUGGAGAGCCGGGUGAACAUCAGCACCGGGGGCUUCCACACGCUGGAGUGCGUGGCCACCGCACAGGGCCAGGAGGCCUACUCCCUCUUCUCUGUGGGAGAACGUACCGUUCCACACAAGCUUUUCACACCAUUACUGACUGGCUUUAUUCUGGCAGCUGCCCUGCUGAGUGUUUGUCUGGUGGUGCUGUUCUACAGGUACCUGCAGAAGCCCAAAUUCCAGAUCCAAUGGAAGGUUAUUGAGAGUAUCCAUGGCAACAAUUAUGUUUACAUUGACCCCACUCAGCUUCCCUAUGACCCAAAAUGGGAGUUUCCCCGUGACAAACUGCGAUUUGGUAAAACUCUGGGCUCCGGAGCGUUUGGUGAGGUAGUGGAGGCCACAGCUUACGGGUUACUGAAAGCAGACACAGUGAUGACCGUGGCUGUAAAAAUGCUGAAACCCAGCGCUCAUGCUACAGAGACUGAGGCCUUGAUGUCAGAGCUGAAGGUGCUCAGUUACCUAGGAAACCACAUGAACAUAGUCAACCUGCUGGGAGCCUGCACUGUCGGAGGUCCCACUCUGGUUAUCACAGAGUACUGCUGUUUUGGGGACCUUUUAAACUUCCUGAGGCAAAACCGUGAGGCCUUCCUGAGCUGUGAGCUGGAGAACGGCUUUUACAAGAACAUCCCUACUCACCGAGAGCCAGCUGGAGACAGCAGCAGGAAUGGCUACAUGACCAUGAGACCAUCCAAUCCUUUCACUUCCCCACAGAGCAUCCGGAACGGUGCAGGCUGUGCUGAGGGUGAGGGUGACCAGGCGGAGCCAGUGUGUCUGCAGAUGGAGGAUCUCUUAAGCUUCUCCUAUCAAGUGGCCAAAGGCAUGGACUUCCUAGCAUCCAGGAAUUGCAUUCACAGAGAUCUGGCAGCCAGGAACAUUCUGCUCACUCAGGGACGCGUGGCAAAGAUCUGUGACUUUGGUCUGGCCAGAGACAUCACCAGCGAUUCCAACUAUGUGGUCAAAGGCAAUGCACGACUUCCUGUGAAGUGGAUGUCUCCAGAGAGCAUCUUUGAGUGUGUGUACACCCUGGAGAGCGAUGUCUGGUCCUAUGGGAUACUGCUCUGGGAGAUCUUCUCUCUCGGCAGCAGCCCGUACCCUGGAAUGCCAGUGAGUGCUGUGUUCUACAAGAAGAUCAGAGAGGGAUACAGGAUGAGAGAACCAGAAUUCACACCCAGCCACAUGUAUGAGGUGAUGCGGUGCUGUUGGGAUGGGGACCCGCUGAAGAGGCCUUCCUUCCACAUGAUAGUUGAGGAUCUGGAGGCACAGCUGGCAGACAGCACUAAACAUAUCUACAUGAACUUCAGCCGCAGUUUCGCACAUGACCAGCGGGGUGCGCACUCCCAGCGCCUAAGUUCAGUGGGCAGCAUGACUCAGCCCCUCCUCCACAGCGAUGCCUUCCUGUAACUAAAUCUGCGCACUUCCCUAAUCUCCAGCCACCUCUUAAUCUACACCAACCCUAAUCUACAAUUUCCCUAAUCUACAACUACCCUAUUUUAUACCACUCUAAUCUACACCUACCCUAAUCUACAAUUACCCUAUAAUCUACACCACGCUAAUCUAUGCCACUCAAAUCUAACACUACCCUAAUCUACACCCACCCCCUAAUCUACACCAACCCUAAUCUACAACUACUUUAUAAUCUACACUCACCCCUUAAUCUGUGCCACCAGAAUCUACACCCCCUAAUCUAUACCCAUCCUAAUCUAUACCACACUAAUCUAUACCCACCCCAAUCUACACCACCCUAAUCUAUACCCACCCUAAUCUACACCACACUAAUCUACCCCCACCCCAAUCUACACCACCCUAAUCUAUACCCACCCUAAUCUACACCACACUAAUCUACCCCCACCCCAAUCUACACCACCCUAAUCUAUACCCACCCUAAUCUACACCACACUAAUCUACCCCCACCCCAAUCUACACCACCCUAAUCUAUACCCACCCUAAUCUACACCACACUAAUCUACCCCCACCCCAAUCUACACCACCCUAAUCUAUACCCACCCUAAUCUACACCACCCUAAUCUAUACCCACCCUAAUCUACACCACACUAAUCUGCACCCUGGCUGGUGUAAACCACCUUGAUGGACAGCCCCCUAGACUGUAGACCGUUUUCACCAUUUCAUCUCCAGCAAAACCAACCCCCAUAAUUUACAUCCCCUAAUGUAUACCCUAUCAGUUUUCAACCCUAAUCUACAUCCCUAUUUUACAGCUCAAUGUACAAAACCCGUUCCCUACUCUACCCUCUACACACCCCUCCAAUGUACAUACCCCAUUCCCCAGUUUACUCUGCUUUGUGGCUGUUUAGUUUCUUUAUGAUUCUUUUGGGUUUUUCAAUUUUUUAAAUGUAUUUUUGCUUGCCGUUUUCAGUAUUGUCUGAUUUGUAUUUUUAUUUAGUUUUUAGAUUGUUCAUGGAGCAUUACCUGUAAAUUAUGUCAUUUGAUACACAAUAAAUAAAUAAUCCACA